Molecule: messenger RNA, 2964 nt
Organism: Pimephales promelas (fathead minnow)
Lineage: Eukaryota; Metazoa; Chordata; Actinopteri; Cypriniformes; Leuciscidae
Source: RefSeq, a predicted model, not a curated record
UGUGUGUGUGUGUGUGUGUGACGGGGUUUGCGCUGCGGUUCAGGGCUGGUCUGAGAGGCAUGAGGGUUUGUGCAUCCCGUAAUAUUGCGCUGGUGAAAACAAGCAGAGCCAUCUGACAGAGAGAAGGGGAGCAUUUCGGUAUCGGGAGUGAUGAUGACGAUGAUGAUGAUGAUGAUGAAAAAGCCAUAACGAGGGACAACGUCAUAAUAACAGAGGGGAUUCGCUGAGCCAUGCGAAGAGAAGGAACGCAGAGAGCGAAGACAUUUCCAGCGGACGCAGUGAACACGCUGUAAAACACUUUUGUUGGUUUAACUUAAAAAAUGAACAGAGGUUAGGCUAGAGGUUAGCAUUGAUGGACAGGUGGAGAUCGGAGCAAUGCUGGAGCUUCGGCCCCUGUUGUCCCGCUAACGAUCCCGGACCGGAUCCGGCGCUCCGAGGCUGAGGGACUCAUGCAGGCCCGGAAGAAGUACGUGCUUCUGGGCUUGUGCUCGUUCUGCUGGCUUCUGCUGUAUUACCUACAGGACCGGCUCCUAGGUUUCCUCGUGUAUAGGAGAGGAGAGGGUGCGCGGCCGUGGCCCGACUGGCUAGAUCGGGAUCUUUUCCCGGGAUUCGCCGAACACGCCGAGCUGUUAAAUGACGGAGGACCGGGAGACUCGCCUCGGCAGCGACGCCAAGCGUGGACGGGGAUCUACAAGGACAGUCGGUGCAGGAUGGAAACAUGCUUCGAUUUUGCGCGAUGUCAAGCUCUAAGCACGUUUCGGGUCUAUAUUUAUCCGCCGGAGAAGAGCGAACGAGUGUCGGAAAGCUAUCGGAAAAUCCUCACCUCGGUGGCAGAGUCGCGUUACUACACGUCGGAUCCUCGGGAAGCGUGUCUAUUCGUGUUGGGAAUUGAUACGCUUGACCGGGAUCAGCUAUCGACGCAAUUUGUUCCUAACGUAGAUGAGCGGAUUCGCGGAUACCCGCUCUGGAACGACGGGAGAAAUCACGUCAUCUUUAACCUUUAUUCUGGAACUUGGCCAAAUUACACAGAGGAUCUGGGAUUUAACAUGGGACAGGCUAUCUUAGCAAAAGCAAGCUUGAAUACGGAGCAUUUCCGACCGGGAUUUGACGUGUCAAUCCCGUUGUUUUCUAAAGAACACCCUCAGAAGGGCGGGGAGCGCGGAUGGCUAGUGCGCAACACUGUCCCACCGCGCCGAAAGUACUUGUUAAUGUUUAAAGGGAAACGUUACUUGACGGGCAUCGGAUCGGACACUCGUAACGCUCUGCAUCACAUCCACAAUGGGAAGGACAUUGUGUCCCUCACCACGUGUCGCCACGGAAAGGACUGGGAAAAGCACAAGGAUGCGCGGUGCGACCGGGAUAACCAGGAGUAUGAGAGAUUUGACUAUCAAGAGCUGCUCCACAACUCCACCUUCUGUCUGGUUCCCCGCGGGCGACGCUUGGGCUCGUUCCGGUUCCUCGAGUCUCUGCAGGCCGCUUGUAUCCCAGUGUUACUCAGUAACGGAUGGGAAUUACCGUUCUCUGAUGUCAUCCAGUGGAACCAGGCCGUCGUCGAGGGCGACGAGAGACUGUUGCUACAGGUUCCGUCCACGGUGCGGGCGGUGUCCCCUGACCGGGUUCUGGCCCUCAGACAGCGCACACAGAUGCUCUGGGACGCAUACUUCUCCUCCGUGGAUAAGAUUGUCCUCACCACACUGGAGAUCAUAAAGGAUCGAGUUUACUCGCACAUCUCCAGAAAUAAGUUCAUGUGGAACGCCUUACCUGGAGGGCUGCUGGUUCUGCCCGAAUACUCCACACACCUGGCGCACUACCCCUUCUAUUACUACAACCUGGGGAUCAGCCCGGGUCAGGAGUUCACUGCGGUCAUUCAUGCCACCUCACCUCUGGUGUCACAGUCUCAGCCAAUCAUGAAGCUCCUUCAGGUCGUCUCCAAAUCCAAAUAUUGCUCACAGAUCAUCAUCCUGUGGAACAGUGAGAAGUCGCUCCCUCAGCGCAGUAAAUGGCCGCCGAUGCCCGUGCCGCUUAUCGUCACAGAUGGCAGGAGGAAAACGAGCAGCCGAUUCCUUCCACAUGCUGCUAUUGAGACAGAGGCGGUCUUGAGUCUGGAUGAAGACACGGUGCUGUUGACCAGCGAGAUCAAUUUUGCUUUCCAUGUGUGGCGGAGUUUUCCCGAGAGGAUUGUCGGCUACCCUCCCAGGAGCCAUUUCUGGGACCCUGUAAAGAAAGCCUGGGGCUACACCUCUAAAUGGACCAACGAGUACUCCAUCGUCCUCACCGGAGCCGCGUUUUAUCACAGGUACUACCAUCACCUGUUCUCCCACUAUCUGCCCUCCUCCCUGCGUGCGCUGGUGGAUCGCACCGCUAACUGUGAGGAUAUCCUGAUGAACUUCCUGGUCUCCUCUGUGACACACAUGCCACCGAUUAAAGUGGCACAGAGAAAGCAGUACAAAGAGAUGCCGACCCUGCAGGGCACUAAGAUGGCGCCGUGGGCGAACCCAGAGCACUUCACCCAGAGGCAGGAGUGUGUCAACACCUUCGCAAGCUGGUUUGGUUACAUGCCUCUAAUGCACUCUCAGUUUCGCCUGGACCCUGUGCUCUUUAAGGACCAUGUGUCUGUCCUGCGCAAGAGGUACAAAGACCUGGAGCGCGUAUGAGCCGAGCCGAGCGCAGUGGAGACGGGUCCCGGAAAGAUACGGACUCAUCUCUACCCCUAAGCUACUGGCUGCGAGCCUGUGAUAGCCAGUCGGUGGACACGAGAGGGGUUUUCCUUUUAUGACCAGUUCUCCACAUUUGACUGACAGCUUCAUGGAUGAGAAAAUAUCACAGAUCUGUCAAUCAUUCCAGCUGCUGUUUCAUUUGGAGGAGUGUGUAGCGUUAUGGUGCUGUGGACUAACACACGGCAGCAAGUCGCCAAACAACUGAAGUGGUAAUUACAUGACCAAUAAAAUAAUUCCGAAAUGCAAA